AUGGAGCUAGGAAAAGCUAAACUUCUUAGAACUGGCCUUAAUGCUUUAUACCAGGCCAUACACCCAAUAUAUGGGAUUGCAUGGACAGAUGGCAAGCAAGUGGCAUUGAUACCAUUGCACUUUCAUAGCAAAGAAUGGAGGUUUGGUGAUUCAACUCUUAUUGGUCAGUUUGAACAUGUCCACGCACUUUAUUGGAAUGCAUGUUAUUCUGCCGACUUGCCAGCUCUGCUUGCUGUUCAGCACAAAAAGCAUGUUAGCAUUUGGCAGCUGAUCCAUAAUGUUUUGGAAAAGAAUAAGCUCAUGGUUUUCCAGACAUGUGAAAUUGCUGAGCCAUUCCAGUUGCUCCCCCAAGGCUGUGUGUGGCACCCAAAGAGGGAUAUUUUAUCAGUAUUUACCAAGAGGGAUGCUUCUAUUCUAUAUGCAGUUCGUUUAGACAAUUCCAAGGUUAAAGCGGACAUUAAAAGCAGUGGUAUCAUCCACUGUGCCUGUUGGACCAAGGAUGGCAAUCGUCUAGUCAUUGCUAUAAGCAGUGCUCUUCAUUCCUAUAUCUGGGAUGAGGCCCAGAAAACAUUGAAUGCUUGUACUUUUUGCCCAAUAUUUGAUGUUGGAGGCUGUAUCUGUGCUAUUGAAGCUACUUUGGAUUUCCAGAUUGCUGUGGCUACUGAGCUUCCUCUUGAUAAGAUACAUGGUUUAAAUGCUGGUAUUACAUUUGAAUUACCGAUAAGUUCUGAAAUGGAUUUUCUGUCUACUGAUUCUUCACAAUCUACUCUGGUGCUUGGGGAUGAGGAAUACUCAAUGGAUUUGAGAAGGAAGUCCUUUGAUUUGGAUAAAUCAAUAGCAGUGCAUUCUGUAGCUUCAUCUUCAUCAGGCCCAACUGAUUUAACCAAUAUCCUGGCAAACCACAGGAAACUGGAUCCCAGUCCUCCUAUUCCUUUGAGUAGGAAGGUCUGCCCUUCAGGAACUGGUCAAUAUUCUUCACACUUGAUCUUAGUCACUUUUGAAAGAAAGGUAACCACAACUAGAAAAGUCAGCAUUCCUGGCAUUUUGGUCCCUGAUAUAAUUGCCUUUGACCUUAGUGCUCAAAUUGUGGCAGUAGCUUCUAAUACUUGUAAUAUUGUUUUGGUCUAUUCAAUUACAUCGUCCUGUAUGCCCAACUUGCAACGGAUCCAACUAGACCAAAGUGAACGAUCCAAAGGUCUAUCCUUUUUGACAGAUAAACUUUUAUUAGUUUUGGUUGGCAAGCAGAAAUUCACCGAUCCCGUACUUAUUUCUUCCUCCAAUUCAGACAGAUAUAUCAUCAGAUUGCUGAUGAAAGAAUUAGUAUCUAGAGAAGACUCUUCAUCAAACUCUGGAACUACUCAAACUUUGUCAUUCAGUUCUAAGUCCUCUGUUAGCCUUCCUGGGAAAAGAAAACAUUUUAAGAAUCCUGCUUUAGGGGAUUGUAUUGUGGGGCAGGAGCUCUCAGGACCAGAUAAUACUAUUAUUCAGUCACCUAUUAGAAGAAGACACAUGCUGGAAGUGAAAAGGCCUAGUUAUGAACAGACAUCACCCUCCAAUGUGAGCAUUUUUGUUGAAAAAGGAGCCUUGAGGAACUCAUCCAUUCUAGAAACUUUGGAAGCUGAACCAAUUAAUCGGUCAGUGGCCCUGUUUGGUGCUGGAACACCUACUAGAUUUUCCAAUAAAUCAACUUCUCCUAAAGUGGCACAAAAAACUUUAAAUUCUCCUAAAAAUAGCAUAUUGGAUAAUGAAAAAAUAACACCUGAAAUAUCCAGAAAUGUGGAAAGAUUGUAUAGCAGCUUCAGUGACUUACAUUUGAGACUCCUUGAAUUAACAGAAUUUGCUAAAAAUGGGAGGAGAUCAUCUCUUGACUACCCUUCUUCUCAAGAGCCACCUUUUGUUCACAUCAAAUACCAGAAAUGUUCUUCAAAUGGAGCAAUAGUUGAAGAAACACGAAAUGUUCUCCUCUGCAGUGGCAAAAUCCAUCUGAAUUUAGUCCAGCGACUUUUUGAUCUGCCUAUUGUUGAAAUGAAACAUGGUCCUUCCUGGAUAGUUCUUAUUGCGGAUGGUGAAGGUUUUAUUCCAAUAGAUUUUAAAGCAAAGCAGGAGAUCAUCAUAAGGGAUGGCAAGGAUAAUUUCAAUGCCUAUGGAAGUUACAUGUUCAAAACAAAUUUUUCAUCAUAACCACCAAGCAUGGUGAGAUAGUCAGGGAACUAUAAAACCAUAUUCUGGAACAUAAAGGAACUAAAACAUUAGAAAAUGAUUAGAAGGACUUUCACAUGUAUUUUAAUUGUAAUUCACAAAAGUUCCACAGAAGUGUGUUUUCCCUGCAGGGUUUUACUGUACACUAAGGAAUCAGGAUGGUUCUCCAC
Messenger RNA from Candoia aspera, 2369 nucleotides. RefSeq names its product WD repeat and coiled-coil-containing protein-like. The record is from RefSeq and is a predicted model, not a curated record. Gene Ontology annotation, molecular function: kinase binding. NCBI's taxonomy places the organism in Eukaryota, Metazoa, Chordata, Lepidosauria, Squamata, Candoiidae. The coding region runs from base 1 to 2181 and encodes 726 amino acids. The transcript is spliced from 3 exons.